Messenger RNA from Helianthus annuus (common sunflower), 1794 nucleotides. RefSeq lists its product as uncharacterized. Gene Ontology annotation, biological process: DNA integration. The transcript is spliced from 6 exons. The record is from RefSeq and is a predicted model, not a curated record. Gene Ontology annotation, molecular function: nucleic acid binding. The coding region runs from base 1 to 1794 and encodes 597 amino acids. Lineage: Eukaryota; Viridiplantae; Streptophyta; Magnoliopsida; Asterales; Asteraceae.
AUGCCUGAUACGGAAAAACAAGGUGAAUCUUCUGUCACCAUGGUUAGUAAAUUGGAUGCUAGUGAUCCGUUAUAUCUUCAUGCUAGUGACUCUAGUAGUCUCUCAAUUGUCAAUAUUAAACUAAAAGGAACUGAGAAUUAUGUGGUUUGGUCAAAUGCUAUGAAAUUUGCUUUAACUGCUAAAAAUAAGCUAGGGUUUAUAAAUGGCACCUGCACCAAGUCCACUAAAGAUGAUGUUUUAGCAAGUCAAUGGGAUAGGUGUAAUUCUGUUGUGCUAACUUGGAUUCUCAACUCUGUAUCUGAAGAAUUAUAUGUAGGUCAAGUCUACUCUAGUCUUGCUAGUGAAGUCUGGAGUGACUUAAAGGACACCUAUGAUAGGGUUGAUGGGUCGGUUGUGUUUGGGUUAUACCAAAAGAUUAAUUGUGUUAGCCAAAAUGGCACUAGUGUCUCUGAAUACUAUCAUAGACUCAACACUAUGUGGAAACAAUUUGAUGCCAUGGUUCAAUUACCUUCCUGUACUUGUGAUGCUUCAUCCAAAUACAAUGAGUUCAGUCAAUUGAUCAAACUUAUGCAGUUCUUAAUGGGAUUAGAUGGCAUUUAUCAACCUGUUAGAACAAACCUGUUAACUAGGGAUCCUUUACCUACUGUUAAAACUGCUUUCUCUGUCAUCUCUAGGGAAGAAUCUCACAGAGAUUCAAAUAAAUCCUCAAAAACUCCAAAUGUUGGUUUUGUUGCCAAGGCAACUCAAUAUAAUGACAACAAAAAACGUUUUAACAAAGGGCCUAAUCCCAACUUAAAAUGCUCUCACUGCAAUAAGAUGAAUCAUCCCUUCCUUCAGUUCGAUCCCAACGACGAGCGUGAGGCUUUAUGCAUUCCAAAAAGAGACGCAUUAUGGGCCCGGAGGGGGCAGUUCGGAGUCCCUAGAUGGCUGGAUUGGGAAGUAAUGCAAGAACUCAAUCAGUGGUCGGUUGGUCGUUUGGGUAGGAGGCUCGGGAUUUACACUAGAGAAGACAUGGAUGAUCCCGAUGUCUUCACAGAGCAGUUCACCUUCCCUUCUGAUGUAGCACGAGAUGCGUUUUGGGCUGCAAAUGCUGUUGUGGACCCAUACAACCCGAGGAUGUCAAAAGCCUUACGACUUAGAGACCCUCUGUUUUCUAAGUUGCUAGGCCUUCUAAAUGAGAAUAAGCUGGAAGAUUCUCACAAAUCUAAUAUGAGUGGGGCUAAUCAACACAUGGUUAUGAACAAUGACAACAUGUUUAACAUUGUUGAUGUGUCUGAAUAUGAUAUUACCAUUAAACAUCCUAAUGGAACAGAUGCAAAAGUUAAACAAAUAGGAUGCUUUAAACUGUAUGAAGAUGUGAUUUUGAAAGAUGUUUUUGUUGUCCCUGGAUAUUGUGUGAAUCUUAUCUCUGUCCACAAACUUGCUAAAGAUAACAAACUUAAAGUUGUUUUUGACGAACAUAAUUGUUACAUUCAGGAUGUAUCCUUAAGGAAAAACCUGGUGAUUGGUAGGCAAACUGAUGGGCUCUAUUUCUGUGACGACUACUCUAGAUCGGUCUCGGUCUACUUAAUGAAAUCCAAAACUGAAGUGUUUGAAAACAUUAAAAGUUUCUAUGAUCUGAUCCUAACUCAGUUUGAAACAAAAAUCAAAAUUUUUAGAAGCGACAAUGGGUCUGAAUUUAUUAACACUCAAAUGGAAAAUUUUGUCAAAAUUCAUGGCAUUAUGGGUUACUCAAAUCUAAAAAAGGGAUACAAACUCUGGAGUUUGGAUCAAAGGACAUUCUCCUUCUCAUGA